GUUAAUGAUUAUGAUGGUCCAGACUGUUGGAGAGAGGGAGGAGCCUCUGAAGCUCUGUCCUCACUGACUGUACUGGAGAGAGAGAGAGAGAGAGAGGAGAGGGAGGAGAGAGAGACUGAGGAGAGAGAGAGGGAGGAGAGAGAGAUGCAGGGAGGAGAGAGGGAGCCAGUACACACGAUGCACGCCUGGGAGCUGGAGUAGUAAAGCAGUGUGAACAGCGAGGAGGGAAAGAGAGAGACAGUCAGCACUGAAGACUGAAGAGAAAGAGAGCAGAGGACUCAGGGAGACGGAGUGAGGAGCAGUUGAGGGAGGAAGCUUCACUUCCACUCACUCUUUGUGUCCAACUGUUAAUUCUGCCUCAGCAUCAGCAUCUGGCAACGACAACAGCACAUCUGUAUACUGGUCGAUGACAAUGAUUUCCUGGCUGCUGCUGCUUCUUCUUCUCUACUGCUUUGCCAGCACGGGGAGCUCCACUGUGUUCACCCAACAACCAACAGACUUGGUGGUGGUGGCAGGCCAACCGGUCACCCUUCCCUGCUCCAUCCCCGGCUACCACGGCAUGGUGCUCUGGCUGCGUGACGGCAUGGCCCUCGGGGUGAACAGGGAUAUGUCAGGUUACCCCCGAUACGACAUCAUCGGAGACCACAGCAAAGGAGAAUAUCACCUCUUGAUCCAGAGAACAGAGAUUCAAGAUGACGCUUUUUUUGAGUGCCAGGCCAUCCAGGCGGCCAUCAGGUCCCGACCCGCCCGCCUCACCGUGCUCGUUCCUCCCGAUGACCCGGUGAUAGUGGGAGCCCCGGUGGUGAGUUUACGGGCCGGUGAACCCCUCAACCUCACGUGCCACGCAGACGUCGCCAAACCUGCUGCGUCCAUCAUCUGGAUCCGCAACGGUCUGGUGCUGAGUGGAGCCAUGUACUCGAAGACCUUGUUGCGGGACGGUAAGAGGGAGAGCACGGUCAGCACACUCCACCUGUCGCCCUCCAACAUCGAGUCGGGUCAGCUGAUCACCUGUCGAGCUUCAAACAAAGCAGCCCCCAACGGCAAAGAUGCUUCCGUCACAAUCGACAUUCAGCACCUGCCGAUUGUUAACCUCACCGUGGAUCCACAGCCGGUUCUGGAGGGAAGUCUGGUUAAAUUCCGCUGCGCUGCCAAAGCCAACCCACCUGUCAUCUACUACAGAUGGGCCAAAGGAGGCAAUGUGAUUUUAGACGUGCUCGGUGACACCUAUGAGAUUCUUGUGGAUCACUCUUUCUUCACUGAGCCCGUUUCCUGUGAGGUCACCAACGCUCUGGGGAACACCAACAUCAGCAGGAACGUCGACGUCUACUUCGGGCCGAGGAUGGCGGCAGAGCCUCAGUCUCUGCAGGUGGACCUGGGAUCUGACGCUGUUUUUAACUGUGCUUGGACAGGAAACCCCUCUCUAACCAUCGUAUGGAUGAAACGUGGCUCAGGAGUGGUCCUCAGCAACAAGAACACUCUGACAAUGAAAGCAGUAAAGCAGGAGAAUGCUGGGAAGUAUGUGUGUCGGGCCGUAGUCCCCCGAGUGGGUGCCGGGGAGAGGGAGGUGUCGCUCACUGUGAACGGUCCUCCCACCAUCUCCAGCACCCAGACCCAGCAGGCGCUCUACGGAGAGAAGGGUCAGAUCAAGUGCUUCAUCCGCAGCACCCCUCCUCCCGACCGGAUCGCCUGGUCCUGGAAGGAGACGGUGUUAGAGUCGGGGACGUCUGGACGCUACACCGUGGAGACGGUCCGUACAGAGGAGGGUGUGAUCUCUACACUGACCAUGAGUAACAUCGUCCCCGGUGAUUUCCAGACUAUCUACAACUGCACGGCUUGGAACAGCUUCGGCUCCGACACCGAGAUCAUACGACUCAAAGAACAAGAGACUCUGCGACUGGCCGUCACCAUCGGCGUGGCGGUGGGAGCCUUCCUAGCCAUCUCCAUCCUCCUGGGGACGCUGGGCGCUUUCUGCUGCACCAGAUUCCAGAGAAAGGAUGUCCAUCUGGUCAUGUCUUCUCUUCCUGUGUCCCUUUCGCGCCAGAGGGAUGUGAAAACAGAAAGAGUGAUUUCAGCUAAAAAUGACAUUCGGGUGGAGAUCGUCCACAAAGAUCACAACGCAGCGCGGGAGAGCGAGGAACAUACGAGCAUCAAACAGAUGAUGAUGGACUGCGGUGACUUCCAGCAGGAGCCCGUGCUGAAGCAGCUCGAGGUGCUCGAGGAGGAAGAGAAGGAGUUCCAGCACAUCACGGACCCCACCAAUGGCUACUACAGUGUCAACACCUUCAACGAGCACCACACCACCUUUAACGAGCACCACCCCACCUUCAACGAGCACCACACCACCUUCAACGAGCACCACCCCACCUUCAACGAGCACCACGCCACCUUCAACGAGCACCACACCACCCCCACCAUGUCCCCAGCCCCCAGCCAGACUCCCGACGUAGUCCGAAGCCCACCUCCUGGAACUAUGACCGUCGGCAAGCAGCGGGUGCCCACCGGCAUGUCCUUCACCAACAUCUACAACACCCUGGGUGCCGGUCCCAACCGCCUGUACGACUACAGCCAGCGCUUCGCACUGGGCAUGGGCAGCAGCUCCAUCGAACUGUGCGAGCGGGAGUUUCAGCGGAGCUCGCUCAGCGACUCCAGCUCCUUCAUCGACACGCAGUGCGACAGCAGCGUCAGCAGCUACAGCAAGCAGGACGGUUACAUGCAGUUUGACAAGGACAGCAAGACCUCGGCCUCAUCCUCCUCCCACUAUUCCCAGUCCUCCUCCCAGAACUGCGACCUCACCAGGCCUCUGCAGAAACGCAUGCAGACCCACGUCUAACAGCUCAUGACUGGGAUUACGAGGAUGGACGAGGUGUUCCAAAGAAACAUUUUACCUACAUAGAUGACAUGUUUUUCAUCGCUUGAUUGGUAUUCCAACUGAAGGACAUAACAGGAUUCUAGAUGCCAACGUUUGAAGCUACACACCUCAAUGAACCUGCUGGAAUCAAAGUGGGACUUCUAAAACAUGCCAACUUAAAAAAAAUAUGACAAUCAUUUGUCUGCUUUCUCUGCUCAUAAAAAAAACCAAACAGGAGUUUUCUGCCGUUUCCAUUUUUGUUCACUUGGUCGACUGCCUUGACGUAACCAGGGGUCAGCAACAUGCAGCUCUUCAGCUCCUCUCCAGUGGCUCCCUGUGGAGUUUUAAAUAUGGAAAUGAAUAACUGUUCUUUGUUUACAUUUUCAU
This is a messenger RNA of Sebastes umbrosus (honeycomb rockfish), 3235 nucleotides long. Its product is annotated as kin of IRRE-like protein 3. The transcript is spliced from 16 exons. Gene Ontology annotation, molecular function: cell adhesion molecule binding. Gene Ontology annotation, cellular component: cell-cell junction. Gene Ontology annotation, biological process: cell-cell adhesion; synapse assembly. The record is from RefSeq and is a predicted model, not a curated record. The coding region runs from base 407 to 2830 and encodes 807 amino acids. Lineage: Eukaryota; Metazoa; Chordata; Actinopteri; Perciformes; Sebastidae.